AUGCUCAGCGGCGACAAAGGUCAAGACUCUAAGCUGAGUGGAAGCGGCUACCCUGCAGUCAGAAGUGAUGGUAUUGGAACAGAUGCUGGAUCCGAGUGGAUUCUCGACAAUCGCAUUGACUGGCGGGCCCAGGUUGAUCCUAGUCUGCUCGGAAUUGAUAAGAUCACAAGGAAUAAUCCAGAAUGUUCCAAACGCCAGACGACUAUCUACCUUUCAGCAACUCCAAUAAUAUUGAAGUUCUUCCUCUGCGGUAUGUUCAUUGGGGAUAUCCGUACUUUCCAAUUUCCAUUCCUCCAUGUAUACGAUCCUUGA
Molecule: messenger RNA, 312 nt
Organism: Penicillium concentricum
Lineage: Eukaryota; Fungi; Ascomycota; Eurotiomycetes; Eurotiales; Aspergillaceae
Exons: 2
Coding region: 1-312 (103 amino acids)
Source: RefSeq, a predicted model, not a curated record